Messenger RNA from Coregonus clupeaformis (lake whitefish), 2237 nucleotides. RefSeq names its product myc box-dependent-interacting protein 1 (gene bin1a). The record is from RefSeq and is a predicted model, not a curated record. Gene Ontology annotation, cellular component: synaptic vesicle; cytoplasm; plasma membrane. The transcript has 19 exons. Bases 198 to 1991 code for a protein of 597 amino acids. NCBI's taxonomy places the organism in Eukaryota, Metazoa, Chordata, Actinopteri, Salmoniformes, Salmonidae. Gene Ontology annotation, molecular function: tau protein binding; phospholipid binding.
GAAGGCUACCGUACCCUACGCAUCGCUGGAAGCUGGAAAACCUUCGCUUGGUCUAUUCGGAACACACAGUCACCCGUUACGAAACGUUGUAACGGUACAUAAGCCUAAUAUAACGAGCGGUGACGUUGAUGUCUCUUCUUUUUCCGUAGGAGUUCUUAUUUGUAUUAUAUUGAAUCGAGAGCUUAUCGGAAGACAAAAUGGCUGAGCUGGGGAUGGGGAAGGGGGUUACUGCGGGGAAACUCGCUAGUAACGUGCAGAAGAAAUUAACACGGGCCCAAGAGAAGGUUAUGCAGAAGCUGGGGAAAGCAGAUGAGACCAGAGAUGUUGCAUUUGAGGAGGGAGUUAUCAACUUCAACAAACAAUAUACAGAGGGAUCCAAACUGCAAAAAGACCUGAGGGUCUACCUGGCUGCAGUACAAACGAUGCACGAGUCCUCCAAGAACCUUCAGGAGUGUCUGUCUGACAUGUAUGAGCCGGAGUGGUACGGCAAAGAUGAAGUGGACUCUAUCGUUGAGGACAGUGACGUUCUGUGGACAGACUUCCAUCAGAAGCUUGUGGAUAAUGCUUUGAUAUCCAUGGACACAUAUAUGGGGCAGUUCCCUGAUAUUAAGUCUCGUAUCGCUAAGCGUGACAGGAAGCUUGUGGAUUACGACAGCGCCAGACACAACCACCCUUCUACCAAUAAGGGGAAGAAAGGAAAGGAUGGGGGCAUCAAGAUCACCAAGCCAGCGUCUCUGUUGGAGAGGGCCACUCCAGUUUGGGCUCAGGGCAUCCUGUCAGCCCACAACAUUGCUCAGAGUAACCUCUCCAGGAACCAGGCGGAGGAUGAGUUGGAGAGAGCUCAGAAGGUGUUUGAGGAGAUUAAUGAAGAUCUGCAGGAGGAACUGCCCUCACUAUGGAACAGUCGUGUUGGCUUCUACGUAAGCACCUUCCAGAGUAUGGCUGGCUUUGAGGAGAAGUUCCACAAGGAGAUGGGGAAGCUGGACCAGAAUCUGUACGAUGUUCUUGUCAAACUGGAGAGACAGGACAUGUCUGGUGAGCUCCCCAGAGGAGCAAGUCCAGCCAAUCACACUCUGAGUCCAGGAGGACCGCCACCCAUCCCUAAAUCUCCCUCCAAGCUGAGACCAGCGAUGCCGCCGCGGCCUGAAUCCAGCCCCUGUCGGGACAUGAAACCAGAAAACAUAAUUAACCUGUUUGAUGCUGCUGCUCCUGACAUCAGUAUCACAUCCCCAACACAGUUUGACAGCCCUGCUGGGGCCAACCUUUUGGACAUGGACCUGUCCACCCUGGCUGCACCAUGUCAUGGUGGCACAGCCGUGUCCCCAGCCUCUCAGGCGGUAUCAUGGGACACGUGGGAGCCUGAGGAAACUCCUGCUCCACCAGAGGAGCCCCAGGGCUGGGAUGAUGAUGGUACCCUGCCGGUGCGUGCUGCCGGCUGGGAUGAUGACGGUACCCUGCCGGUGCGUGCUGCCGGCUGUGGGGAUGACGGUAUAGCUGCCGCCACGGCAGGCUGGGAUGACGAUGGCUCUCUGCCUGUGAGGGUGGAAGACUCCUGGGGGGAUGUUACUGACGCUACAUCCAUAUCCCCAGCCACUGCUUCCGCUGCCGCGGCCGAGUCUGAGGCUGCUGGCUGGGAUGAUGAGGAUGGGGUGCCCCAGGCUGACACACCCCCAUCAGCUGCUGCAGCACCUACACCUACAGCCACAGCACCAGAGGAGAUUCCUGCUGUAGCAGCAACCAACGGGGCUUCAGAGGCGGUAGAGAUGCCUCCAGGAUUCCUCUUCAAAGUGACCACCAUGCAUGACUAUGCAGCUAACGACUCCGAUGAGCUGGAGAUGAAGGCCGGAGACAUAGUGCUGGUUGUGGCCUUCGACAACCCGGAAGAACAGGAUGAGGGCUGGCUGAUGGGGAUGAAGGAGGAAGACUGGAUCCGGAAUAAAGAGAGAGCCCCUAAAGGAGUGUUCCCUGAGAACUUCACCUCCAGGCUGUGAGAGAGUAGACGCCAUACUUCCUCUCCUACUAUGACCUCUCUCUCUUCCACAAUAUUCUCUCUUCUCUUGCCUCUCUCUCUUUAACAUAAUUUGUUCAAGAAGAACAUUACUCUAUUGUCCAAUUUUACAUGUGCACAAGCUCUGACAGAAAUUCAACUUCUGCUUUAUCCCAGCCCCUCCUCUUCUCUCUCUCUUCUCUCUCUCUCUCUCUCUUCCCUCCCUCUCUCUCUCUUCCCUCUCUCUCUC